Molecule: messenger RNA, 1581 nt
Organism: Dermacentor andersoni
Lineage: Eukaryota; Metazoa; Arthropoda; Arachnida; Ixodida; Ixodidae
Source: RefSeq, a predicted model, not a curated record
UGGCCGAUCUCCCAGACUGGGUAUGUACCACUAAAAUCUGGGCUCUGCAUUCGCUACACGCCGGGAUGGGGGACGCGGCCGAGCAGCUGCAGUUGCAGCUCUGCGGGAUGGUGGCUCGGGACGUGCUCGAGGGCCUGCACGUCGACGACCUCUUCAACUGCGCGCGGUCCAACGCGCUCUGGGAAGAGGCCGCCCUGCCACUGCUGGCAAAGAGACUUCGCUUCUUCGUGCUACUGCAGGACAGAUUAGACGAUCCAUUCACGCGCAGCAAAUUUCUGGAAGAACUCCAUUCGCGUCUUGCGGUCGCCGAGAAAGCGUCAAAGCAUCCAUCCUUUGCCAUAAUCCUAUGCUCAGAAAGGCACUAUGAUUUGUCAAGCAUCGCCUCUUGCUUCCCCAAGGGCGUCAGCGUCGUUCAGAUGGACGUGCAGGGUCCGGUGACCGCUCAACGGUGUGGCAUCAAGGAACGGCGGGAUGCCAGCGUAUGCGUGCUGGUUUUCUACGGGUCACCCGGUGCAACGUUCGAGUGCGAGUGGUCGCCGUACGCCGCGUGCGGAAUGCCCGUUGCCACAGCCGCUCUCUUUGAUCAGCUGAAACGCACCAUUCCCAUCUGUGGCGGCGAGGACGUGUACCGACAUCGAAACACGGGGAUGCCAGCGCGCUUCGCCCUGUACAUUACCAACGCCUUUAACAGAGGGGUGAUGUUCAGGCGGCAGCCGAGCCUGUUCGACGUGGGCGUUUGCAUCCUGUGGACACCGCGUUUACGCGUUUACCCAGGAAGCGCGCAAAGCUUCUCCCCUGCGCCGGCAUACUGGGGCGCCAUGUCAUUCGGGGAGAACGUCAAGGCUGCUUGCCUCAAGUACGCCGGAUGGACCACAGUGCUGCAGAUGUGGCAGCACCUGGACAACGUUAGGGCGAGCAUCGACAACAUCAGCGACGUCAUAGUGCUCUUCUUCCAGGAAGAAGAGCUGAAGGCACCCGUCGUGGAGGCGAUGUGCCGAGUGUUCGAAGGCGCUGCCCUCGUUAUGGGGACUGCGUGCUCGCUGGCCCUCGACGCGAAUCCGUUUUCCUUCGACCUUCAGCCGACUGGCGAUGUCCAAGUUUCGUUCCCUCUCCAAACACCGGUCAUCGUGCUGGUUUUAGCCAUUCGCUAGAACCAAAGCCCACGCACGGAUGCUUCAUGAUGUGCACAGGUCACUGGUUUGUACUGUGCCACUCUCCCCCCCCCCCCCCCCCCUUUCGGGUGUUACUUUGGACUUCGCGUGAGCAAAGACUGUUUCGCGCAGCAUGCUCUCCGAGAGGAAGAGCCGUAAUGCUUGCGCCGGUGGGAAGUGCGAGCCACUUGAGACAAACAUAGACGAGCACCUUCAAGUACAAGUAAACGGUCGUAAUGACGAUGCAGUAAGAGACCGAUGUCAUAAAAUUUAUGUCCAUACAUGGUGUGUGUAUUUUGCUAGUGAACCACUUUUUACACUACGACCCCAAGGCACUAAGUUUAUUCUGUGUAUGCUCAUAAGCGACCUGAUUGGCUGACCUCCAAUGCUUGUACCCGAUCUCUUUUAUCCAAUUCGGUUAUCGUAUGUA